Messenger RNA from Gossypium arboreum, 2654 nucleotides. Its product is annotated as subtilisin-like protease SBT3.5. Bases 144 to 2441 code for a protein of 765 amino acids. The transcript has 10 exons. NCBI's taxonomy places the organism in Eukaryota, Viridiplantae, Streptophyta, Magnoliopsida, Malvales, Malvaceae. Gene Ontology annotation, molecular function: serine-type endopeptidase activity. Gene Ontology annotation, biological process: proteolysis. The record is from RefSeq and is a predicted model, not a curated record.
UUCCCCACUUUCCACUUUGUGUUGGUGAAGCUUUGCUCAAGGAUACAGGGAUAACUAACUUAUUGAAACUCCUUAUAUGUUGUAACAAUAAACAAACUUAGAACUGGAAACUCUUUAUAUGUUUUUUCUUAUAAGAUUAGUUUAUGGAUACAAAAUUAAACUUGUUUGUUGUUCUCACUCUUGUUUCAAUUCAAUUUUUGUCAACUUUUCCAAAGGCUGCCAUAAGCAAUGUGCAUAUUGUGUACAUGGGAGAGAAAGAAAAUGAAGAUCCAACUGUUACCAAAAUGUUUCAUUACAAAAUGUUGUCCGACUUGCUUGGAAGCAAGGAAGCAGCAAAAAGUUCAAUGCUUUAUAGCUAUAAACAUGGCUUUUCUGGGUUUGCAGCCAGGUUGACAGAUUCUCAGGCAAAAGAAAUUGAAGCAUUUCCUGGUGUUGUCCAAGUGAUUCCUAAUCAAGUUCACAAGUUUCAUACAACUAGAAGUUGGGACUUCAUGGGGCUAAAUGAUCAUUCUACAACAAAUCUUUUAACUAAAAGCAACAUGGGUGAAGGAAUAAUCAUUGGAGUAAUAGACUCAGGAGUGUGGCCAGAAUCUGAGAGUUUCAAUGAUAGGGGUAUGAAUCUAAUUCCAUCUCAUUGGAAAGGUAUAUGCCAAGAGGGACAGUUGUUCAACUCCUCAAACUGUAACAAGAAACUUAUCGGAGCUCGAUGGUUCGUCAAAGGCAUCUUGGAUCAAAACCAAACACCUAUAAAUAUAAGUAAUGGAAAGGAUAUUCUAUCAGCAAGAGAUAGCUCAGGGCAUGGUACUCAUACAGCUUCUAUAGCAGCUGGUAAUUUUGUAGUAAAUGCAAACUAUGAAGGACUAGCUGCUGGUUUGGCUAGGGGAGGUGCUCCACGAGCUCACUUGGCAGUUUACAAGGUUUGUUGGUCUUUUGGACAUGGAGGGUGCACUGAUGCUGAUCUUCUCAAAGCAUUUGACAAAGCCAUACAAGAUGGAGUCGAUAUCCUAUCGGUGUCCAUCGGCCUUUCUAUACCUUUGUUCUCUUACGCAGAUCAACGUAAUUCGAUUGCAAUUGGUUCCUUUCAUGCAACUGCAAAGGGCAUUACUGUAGCUUGCUCCGCAGGGAAUGAUGGUCCUACUGCAAUGACAGUUGAGAACACUGCUCCUUGGAUUAUCACUGUUGCUGCUACUACCAUAGAUAGGGCCUUCCCAACAGCCAUUACACUAGGAAAUAACCACACCCUUUGGGGACAAUCUGUUGACACUCGAAUGCAUAACCAUGGAUUCACUGGCAUUACAUUCUCUGAUCGCAUUGCCUUAAAUGAUAGCGAUGAUUCAGCCCUGGGGUGCAAGCGAGGAAGUCUGAAUGCAACAUUAGCAGCAGGACAGAUCAUACUUUGUUUUUCACAAUCAAGUACUCAGAAUAUAUUUAGUGCUGCAAUUUCAGUGGCAGAAGCAGGAGGGGUAGGGCUUAUUUUUGCGCAAUAUAGGAGUGAUGGACUUGAGUCAUGUCAUUAUAUACCAUGCAUUAAAGUAGAUUAUGAAGUAGGAACUCAGAUACUAUCCUAUAUAAGAAAAGCAAGGUAUCCAAUUGCCAAGUUAGGUAUUCCAAAGACAAUUAUAGGGAAAUGGGUAUCUCCUAAAGUUGCAGAUUUCUCAGGCAGAGGACCUAGUUCAAUUUCCCCAAUAGUGCUAAAGCCCGACAUAGCUGCACCAGGCGUGGACAUCAUAGCUGCAUAUAUACCAUUUGGCGCAAAAAAAAGUAGUAAAUUUGCACUACUGUCAGGAACUUCAAUGUCUUGCCCCCAUAUUGCAGGCAUAACAGCUCUAAUCAAAUCUGUACAUAAGAACUGGUCUCCAGCUGCAAUAAGAUCAGCUCUAGUCACCACAGCUUCCCAAAAAGGAACUGAUAGAUCAAACAUAGCCGAGGAGGGCUCAACUCCCAAGGUAGCUGACCCAUUUGAUAUAGGCGGUGGAGUAGUAAAUCCCAAUAGAGCUAUUGAUCCAGGGCUCAUCUAUGACAUUGAAACAAACGAUUAUGUCAAUUUCCUUUGCGGCACUGGGUUCAGUAGCAAGUCUGUGAGUGGUUUAACCCAGACCAAAGCCAAUUGUACCAAAAAUAGACUAAAUGAGUUGAACCUCAACCUUCCAUCCAUCACCAUCCCAUACCUGAAAAGAAAAGUAACAGUGAGCCGAAAGGUAACGAAUGUCGGACCCGUUGAGUCAAUAUAUAAAGCUGUUGUGGAAGCUCCACAAGGUAUAAAGAUGAAAGUAGAACCCCAGAUAUUGAGGUUCAAUAAAACCACCCAAAUUGUACCCUUUAAAGUUACUUUCUUCACGACUGGGAAAGUAUAUGGAGAUUAUAGAUUUGGGAGCCUAAUAUGGAGAGAUCCGAAGCACACUGUGACGAUUCCUAUAUCGAUACGAGCUAUUUUUGUUUGAGCCAUACAAUGAUGUUGAAACUGUUUCUAUUAAAAAUAAAAUUGAUGAAAUAAGCUUUAAUUUUAUGGAAGGAAUGAUUGAAAAAAUGGUUUGUGGUGCCAUUUAAAAAAACGGUUUAUUAUUUUUGUAUGGUACCAAAAUCAUAUGAAGGUUGUGAGAAUAUUGACAAAUGUUAGCCAAAUUAUAUUAAAAUAACUUAAUUCUCAAAAAAAA